Messenger RNA from Triticum turgidum subsp. durum (durum wheat), 1623 nucleotides. The record is from the annotation of a GenBank genome assembly. NCBI's taxonomy places the organism in Eukaryota, Viridiplantae, Streptophyta, Magnoliopsida, Poales, Poaceae.
AUGGCAGGGGCGCACACGUCACCGCCAGAAAGAACCCGAGCAAUUACCAGAGUACAGAGGAUGGCAAUGGCGCCAUCGCCCGCAAGCGCUUCCUCCUCCACCAUCUCCCCUCUCCUUCCCUCCUCCCCAUCCAUCUCUGCUUUCCUUGCCUCCCACCCGGCCCUCACCCUCCUCCACACGCAAUGCGCCACCAUGGCUCACCUCCGCCAGCUCCACGCCGCGCUCGUCAAGUCUGGCCUCGCCAAAGACCCCAUCGCCGCCAGCCGCGCCGUCGCCUUCUGCGCCGGCGAAGGACGCGACGCUGCCUACGCCGCGCGCAUCGUGAGGCACCACCCGAGGCCCAACUCCUUCAUGUGGAACACCGUCAUACGGGCGCUGUCCGACGGGCCCGAUCCGGACGCGGCCGUGGCGCUGUUUGUCGACAUGCUCCGGUCGCCCACGCCGCCGGAGCGACGCACGUUCCCGUCUCUGUUCGCGGCAUACGGGCGCCUCGGACUCGCCGACGACGGCGCGGCGCUCCACGGCAUGGUGCUCAAGCUCGGGCUCGCUGGGGACGCGUAUAUACGCAACUCCAUGAUCGCCAUGUACGCGUCCUGCGGCCGCGCGGACGAGGCUCUGGCACUCUUUGGGCAGUGCCAGGUGUUCGACGUCGUGGCGUGCAACAGCGCGAUCUUGGCGCUUUCGAGGGCGGGGCGCGUCGACGAGGCGCGGGCUGUGUUCGACGGCAUGCCGGACAGGACCGUGGCAACGUGGAGCACCAUGGUGAGCGCGUACUCCCGCGCCGCGAGGUGCCAAGACGCCGUCGAUCUCUUCUCCGCGAUGCAGGUGGACGGCGUGGAGCCGAACGCCAACGUGCUCGUCAGCGUCCUCGGCUGCUGCGCCAGCCUCGGCGCGCUGGAGCAGGGCGCGUGGGUGCACGCGUACAUAGACAAGCACGAUGUGGCCAUGAACGCGCUCGUGGUGACCGCCCUCGUGGACAUGUACUGCAAGUGUGGCUCCAUACACAAGGCUCGCCAGGUGUUCGACACCUCGAGAUCACACGGCUUGGCCAAACUGUCGUCCUGGAACACCGUGAUGCUUGGCCUGGCAGCGCACGGGCAAUGCCAAGAAGCGCUCGCCUUGUUCUCCGAGCUGGAACCUUACAGUCUCCGACCGGACAAGGUCACCUUCAUCGCGAUGCUGAUGGCUUACGGCCACUCCGGCCUGGCCGACGAGGCGAAGGCUCUGUUCGCGUCAAUGGCGAGGGAACACGGUGUUACACCGGGAAUCGAGCACUAUGGUUGCCUUGUCGACGCGCUCGCCCGCGCCGGAAGGCUCCGGGAGGCGGAGGACACCAUCCGCGCAAUGCCGAUGAAGCCAGACGCGGCCAUUUGGGGCGCCCUGCUCUCCGGAUGCCGCUUGCACGGCGACGCGGAGGCGGGGGCGCGCGCGGCGCGGGGAGCCGUGGAAUGCGACCCACAGGACAGCGGCGCGUACGUGCUCGCGGCGAGUGUGCUUGCACGCGACGGCGAGGUGGGCCGGGGCUUGGGUGUCAGGGGGAAGAUGCGGGAGGAGGGAGUGGCCAAGGUGCCCGGGUGUAGCAUGAUCGAGGUGAAUGGUGUCGUCCACGAGUUCGUCAGCUAG